AUGAUUAUUCUUCUCUUUUCCGAUGCAGAUAAACGAGGUUUGGAUCCUGCUCAUCCGGCCUUCUCCUGUAAGAAAAUUCUGGACUCUGGACACUCCAAAGGAGACGGGGAGUAUUGGAACGACCUUGAGAAGAGUGGAAACCCUUUGAGGGUCUAUUGUGACCUGUAAAGAUAGGGUGGUAAGAAAAUGAAUUUUUUUUUUUGAAACGAGAACUUUAACCAGAGCGUAUUUGACUUGGAGCAGUUGUUAUUGGAACGUUCUGGUCUUGGCUAAUAGUAUUAUGUUUUUAAUCAAAACUAUAACAAAAGUCACAAACGUGAUUGGUUAUCAUCAGCCAGCCGAUUUGAGCACUAAUAGGACAGUGUACACGUCAUACUUGUAAUCGGACAGCGUAAUAGAACCGUAAAGGGACAGUUAACGCGUCAUGCCUGCCUGAGUAGACAGAUAGCGUCAUGUGUGCACUGUUGUCUCGCAUUUCGCCGAGUUAACUUAUGUUUUUUUGUUUUUAUGAAAACGUAUGUCUAGUUUUAUGAAAACUGAUGUCUAGUUUCUUUCUCAAAUUUUAACACAGUUUUGAUUGAUUGGUAACAGGACUUCUUAUCGUCCAAUUCUGUCUCUAAUAAUACUCGUGAUUAACAAAUCGGACUCCCACUUUGGGAUCGUACGAUUUUGUUAAUCACUCGUAUGAUUUCAGACCGAAUUGGACUCCACUCGGUCCUGUUACCAUUAUUAAUAUGUCCAAAAUUCUAUUUACAUGGAUGUCACCAGAUCAUUAAGGUUUGUUUUACUUUAGGAGGUUAGCUCCUGGUGUCAAAUGUUGAGUGCGGAAGUCCCUCACCGAAGGUGUCAGUUGAGACAUCAUACCGUGGAAUAGGUAAGUCACAUAUGGUUCUGCAGAAAAGUGCCAUGAAAGAGCUCAGAAGACACUUGUCCUUCACUCAGCUGAGAUUCCACUGCCGUAAAAAACAGGGACGCACAUUCCACGUGGUCACAGCUUUCAACAGCUCAGGUGAAGUUAGCUAG
Molecule: messenger RNA, 1023 nt
Organism: Pocillopora meandrina
Lineage: Eukaryota; Metazoa; Cnidaria; Anthozoa; Scleractinia; Pocilloporidae
Source: the annotation of a GenBank genome assembly